This is a messenger RNA of Phycodurus eques (leafy seadragon), 2987 nucleotides long. Its product is annotated as ADP-ribosylation factor-binding protein GGA1-like. Gene Ontology annotation, molecular function: phosphatidylinositol binding; small GTPase binding; ubiquitin binding. Gene Ontology annotation, cellular component: trans-Golgi network. The coding region runs from base 284 to 2200 and encodes 638 amino acids. Lineage: Eukaryota; Metazoa; Chordata; Actinopteri; Syngnathiformes; Syngnathidae. Gene Ontology annotation, biological process: vesicle-mediated transport; intracellular protein transport. The transcript is spliced from 17 exons. The record is from RefSeq and is a predicted model, not a curated record.
AGUGGUGGUUUACAGCGCUGAAUGAAAAGUAAAGUCCAUUGUUAUCCCCACGUAACGUUGCUACAAAUCGCCACAAUCGACCGCAGAAGCUUGUCGCCGAUGACAAUUCAUCCUCGCUUGCUUUAGCUGAAGCGUUGUUAACCAUGUAACCUCCACAAUGUCACGUUGUUGCUUGAUUCCACGCCGCACCCCACUGGGGGCGCUACAAAGACGCCCAUUGGACAUUCGCGCGAUAGUACAAAAACUACGCGAGACUUCACCUCUUGUUUAGAAUUCCCAAAAGAUGGCAGCGGCACCGCCAGAAGAGGAGAGCCUUCAGUCGCGUAUCAACAAGGCCACCAACCCUCUGAAUAAGGACACCGAUUGGCACAAUAUCAAGGGGUUUUGUGACCUACUCGACAACGAACCUGAAGGCCCCCAGCUUGCAACCAGACUCCUGGCCCACAAAAUCCAGUCUCCUCAGGAAUGGGAGGCCAUGCAAGCACUUCUGGUUCUGGAAUCCUGCAUGAAGAAUUGUGGGAAGCGGUUUCACAGUGAAGUUGGAAAGUUCCGCUUUCUCAAUGAGCUCAUAAAGGUGGUCUCACCCAAGUACUUAGGUAUUCGUGCUCCAGAGCCAGUGAAGAUGAAGGUUCAAGAAAUGAUGUUCAGCUGGACAGUAACACUCCCAGAUGAGACCAAGAUAGCUGAUGCCUAUCAGAUUUUGAAGAAACAAAGUAUUGUCAAUCAGGAUACUAUACUUGGCGAUAACAACCCCUUCCCAUCCGCUCCAACUAAAACCAAAAGCACCAUCUUUGAGGAUGAAGAGAAGUCUAAGACAUUGUCUCGCUUAUUGAACAGCACUCACCCUGAAGAUCUAAGCACUGCAAACAAGCUCAUUAAGGAGAUGUUUCAGGAGGACCGGAAGCGCAAUGAGAAGGUUUCAAAGCGGAUAAACACCAUUCGGGAGGUAAAGGAGGGGGUGAGUCUGCUGAGUGAGCUGCUGGAGGGUCACAGCAAGGAGGGAAGCUCACAGAGCAAUCAGGAGCUCAUUAAGGAUAUUUACCAGCGCUGUGAAAAAAUGAGACCUACACUAUUCACAUUAGCCAGUGAUACAGAGGACAGUGAUGAAGCCUUGGCGGAUAUCUUGCAGGCCAAUGACAAUUUGACAGCGGUGAUUAACCUCUACAAGCAGCAGGUGAAGAGUGAGAAGGUGGCAAAUGACUGUGAAAACACACCUUCCCACCCAGCAGGCAAGAGUAGCUCCGCCCUAUUAGACUUGACAGGACUGAGUGCACCAACCAGAAUGGCGCCAUUCAACCCGCAACCCUCCAACCUAGAGACCCUGACUCAGAAUAUUGGCAGCAGCCUGCUGGAUGAUGAGCUCAUGUCGCUGGGACUGAAUAUUGCAGAAUCCUCUGAGUCUCAGAACACUUUUCAGUCUUCUGCCAUUCCAGAAUUCCCUGCUCCAUCCUUCUCAGCUGCAAGGCUGUGCUCGAGUGUCGUCCAAACUUCACAGGCUCGGCCAGUGGCACACAAAGGAAUGAAUGAGCUUGACCUGCUGGGGAAGACAUUGUUACAGCAGUCCCUCCCCCCAAAGAACCAGCAGGUCAAAUGGGGUAAACUCCCGCCUCCGUCCAGAGCCAGCUUACGAGAGCUUCAAACCAAGGCCAACUGUAACUCUGGACCUAGUGCAGCUCCUGCAGCUUCAUCAGUCCAUGAACAACUUGACAUUCUCCUCUUCAAUCCUCCAAGCUUGUUGCCAUCUUCUAGCUCCUGUGACAUCUCCUUAGCUGAUGUUACAGUGCCUCUGGAAUUAAUCCAUCCAAGCAGCUUGCUACCAGUGACUGUAUAUAACAAACACAGCCUGCGGGUCUUGUUAACUUUCGCACGAGACUGUCCCCCGUCACGGCCAGAUGUGCUGGUGGUGAUUAUCUCCAUGUUGUCCUCAGCACCCACUCCUGUCACUGACAUCCACUUUCAGGCAGCUGUACCCAAGAUCAUGAAAGUGAAACUGCAGCCACCUUCUAGUACUGAGCUUCCAGCAUUCAGUCCCAUCCUGCCUCAGCGUGUCAUCACACAGAUUCUGCUGCUGGCUAAUCCUCACAAGGAAAAGGUGUGUCUGCGGUACAAGUUAACCUUCAUUCAGGGAGACAACUCUUACGAUGAAUCGGGUGAUGUGGAUCAGUUCCCCCCUCCAAACGCCUGGGGAAAUCUUAUGUGAGAAGGUCUACCUUCGUUUCUUCUGAUGUGCCACUUCCUUUAAGUUUUGGUUUAAGUAGUACCCAAUUGCCGUUUGAGGCAAAAGGAGCUUUUCUACCUGCUGCCUUCCUGAUAGGGUCGUCCAUGUUCUUGUGCUUUCCAGUGACCUUUCUCCAGCUAGCUGCCACAUUGAAACUAAAUAAUCAAUUCCAUCCAGAGUUGUUUUGAAAAAGUUGAUCUUUUUCUAAAAAAUGUUUACCUUUGGCUUAUAAACACACUGUUGAAAAAUCCUUGAGAUAAUGGGAAUUUCAUUUAAAAGAGAUGGUCUGUUCCUAUUUGUAUUUAUAAAACAAACUGAAGCAUGUGACUUUUGGUAGGGAAGCCUACCUUUUUUGUUGUUAAAGAAAGUGUCAUAUUCUCGUGAGUGUUUUAAGCACAAAUGAAUUUACACAACAACACACUUAGGCACUUAUUUUUGCUUACUGUUAAAUAAAAUUGGUUAUGCCAUUCCUUGUCCAGUACAUUUUUGAUGAAUAAAAGUCAAAUUUACGUGCAUGUGUGUAUCUAAGAUGUGACAAUUAUUUUUAUUUCUUCACUAGUCCACAUUAUGACAGCAAAAACAAAGAAGAUUCUGUCAUGAAUACAUACGCCAGUUUGUCUAAUUCCCUCAUGAGUCAGCAUGCACAAGACCAGCUAAAUAGAAUCCAGCCACCAUAUACAUGGGACACUCCACUUCCCCCUGCACAGUUACAUAAGAGCCGAUCAAUAUAAGAGCUGAAUCAAAGACGAUAAUGCUCCCUUAAUACACU